AGCACGCGCUUGACUCGGUCUCUCUUUCUCCCCAAAGGUGGCCUUGGGCUUUUGGGAGAGCGCUGAUUGCCUGGAGUAUUCCCUUACAGAGAUGACGUCUGAUGCUGGGAAGGUAGAGAAUGAAAUCCUAGAUGAUCCUGAUGAGAAUGUGAUAUACCAAAAAAUGCAGCAUGAAGUGCAAAUGUUUUUGAUUGAGUUCCCCAAGACAAAGCUGGAACUAGUGGAAUAUAUUGAAGAACUUGGCUGUAUGGCAGACAAAAUUGACAAGAUCCACAAGAACUGCACCAUUACCAAUAUAAUGGCCAGCUCUACUGGUGCAGUCUCUGGCAUCAUGACAAUGGUGGGGUUUGCUCUUGCUCCUAUGACAGCAGGAGGGAGCUUGACCCUGUCCAUGACUGGGAUGGGGUUGGGAACAGCAGCUGCCAUUGCUGGUGUUUCUGCAAGCAUUAUUGAUAAUGUGAGUGACUCAAAAGGGAAGAAACUUUUAAAUGAGGUUGAGGGAAAUACAAAUGAUAAUACUAUCCAAGAAGUUCUGUCUAACGAGAUACCUAGAAUCAUUUCUACAGUGCAAAAGUGUAACCAAACCUUCAAAAAUCUUGAAAAAUACUUCUCUGCCUUCCAAGUGGCCAAAACCAACCCACCAUCAACCUUAAAACGUGUGAUGGCAAUUUCCCAGGAGCUUCUAACACAUGGGCGUCUCUCCACCAAGAGCAGCCCCCAGAUCAACAAGGCUUUUCAGGGCACGGCAUUGGCCAUGACCAAAGGAGCUAGGUUAAUGGGUGCUGCCUUAGCGGGAGUUUUUGUUCUAAUGGAUAUGGCCAUCAUUAUGCAAGAUUCAAUACAUUUGUCAUAAGGGGCAAAGGCUACAACAGCCUUACAACUGAGGGAGAAAGCUCAGAAUCUGGAAGAGAAACUGCAAAAGCUUUCUGGGGUCUAUAAAACCCUGCUGGAAAUGUCAAUAGACAACCCCAAAACAGUGGGCUAA
This is a messenger RNA of Dromiciops gliroides (monito del monte), 985 nucleotides long. Its product is annotated as apolipoprotein L3-like. Gene Ontology annotation, molecular function: lipid binding. Lineage: Eukaryota; Metazoa; Chordata; Mammalia; Microbiotheria; Microbiotheriidae. Gene Ontology annotation, cellular component: membrane; extracellular region. The record is from RefSeq and is a predicted model, not a curated record. Gene Ontology annotation, biological process: lipoprotein metabolic process; lipid transport. The transcript is spliced from 2 exons.